Molecule: messenger RNA, 642 nt
Organism: Aspergillus oryzae RIB40
Lineage: Eukaryota; Fungi; Ascomycota; Eurotiomycetes; Eurotiales; Aspergillaceae
Exons: 1
Coding region: 1-642 (213 amino acids)
Biological process (GO): carbohydrate metabolic process
Source: RefSeq, a predicted model, not a curated record
AUGUCACGAAUUGCUGGUAUCCUAGGGAAAGAGGAUGACCGUGGGCAGUUUGCAGCAGAGUUGAAAGAGGCGUGGAAAGACUUUCAAGAUGAAUAUGUCACUCCCAACGGUCGCAUCGCUUCAGACUCCCAAGCCGCAUACGCACUCGCGAUUUGCUUUGAUCUGCUAACGCCCAACCAGCGAGUCCAUGCUGGCAACCGACUGGUAGAGCUAGUCCGGAAAAAUGAAUUUAAGAUCGGUACCGGUUUCGCGGGCACUCCAUAUUUGUGCGAAGCACUCACACUCACCGGACACAUUCAAGUCGCAUACUCUAUGCUUCUAGAAAAGAAAUGUCCUUCGUGGCUUUAUCCAGUAACAAUGGGUGCCACCACGGUGUGGGAACGAUGGGACAGCAUGUUGCCAGACGGUAGCAUUAACCCCGGCGAAAUGACCUCGUUCCAACCACUAUGCCUUUGGCGCCAUUGCCAAGUUUCUCUUGGAGAGGAUCGCAGGCUUACAGAGGCUCGAACCGGGUUGGAAACACUUCCGUGUAGCGCCAUCUAUCGGAGCAGAGCUUACUUAUGCCUCUGCGUCUCAUGCCACGCCGUAUGGCCAAGCUUCGUGCUCGUGGGAAACAACCCAUGUCGAGGAAGGUCUGCAUAA